Molecule: messenger RNA, 1074 nt
Organism: Caenorhabditis briggsae
Lineage: Eukaryota; Metazoa; Nematoda; Chromadorea; Rhabditida; Rhabditidae
Gene: Cbr-ugtp-1
Product: Protein CBR-UGTP-1
Exons: 6
Coding region: 1-1074 (357 amino acids)
Biological process (GO): pyrimidine nucleotide-sugar transmembrane transport
Cellular component (GO): Golgi membrane
Molecular function (GO): pyrimidine nucleotide-sugar transmembrane transporter activity
Source: RefSeq, a predicted model, not a curated record
AUGAAAUUUCAAAAUGUACAUAUUGCACACGACGAUGAGAAAGACCGGGAAAAGCUGUUGCCGUUGAAUAACGAUGAUCUCAAAGAUGAAAAAGAUAUCGCCUCCCCAUCCCGUCCCAGCUUCGCAUUCAAAUGCUACGUAAUAGCCAGUAUGACUUUCAUUUGGACCGCCUACACACUCACAAUCAAGUAUACGCGGAGUAGUGUCGAACCUGAACAGAUGUACUCCGCCACUACAGUAGUGUUUUGUGCAGAAGUGCUGAAACUGAUAAUCACAUUUGCCAUGUUUUACAAAGAAUGCAAUUUCAAUAAUGCGCAGUUUUUGGAGAAAGUCAAUCAAUAUUUCCUGAAUGCUCCAAAAGAAUUGGCAAAGAUGAGUGUUCCCUCAUUCGCCUACGCUCUUCAGAAUAAUUUGGAUUUCGUUGGAUUGUCGAAUUUAGAUGCUGGAGUUUAUCAGGUAACAACCCAACUGAAAGUGGUCUCCACUGCUCUCUUCAUGAUGUUGUUCCUGGGUCGAAAGUUCUCUGUCCGACGUUGGAUGGCAAUUUGUCUUCUGAUGUUUGGAGUUGCCUUCGUACAAAUGAACAAUGCACCAGCUGCAGAAUCCAAGCAAUCUGGAGAGAAGGCUGAAAACUAUAUCAUCGGGCUGUCGGCAGUUUUGGCAACGUGUGUGACCGCCGGAUUCGCUGGAGUUUGGUUUGAGAAGAUGUUGAAGGAUGGAGGAAGUACACCGUUUUGGAUCAGGAAUAUGCAAAUGUACAGUUGUGGAGUGAUCAGUGCCUCCAUCGCUUGCCUUGUCGACUACUCGAGAAUCUCUGAAAAAGGAUUCUUCUUUGGAUACACUGAUAAAGUGUACGCAGUGGUCAUCCUCCUCGGAGUCGGAGGUCUCUACAUCUCUCUUGUCAUGAGAUAUCUUGAUAAUCUCUACAAAUCAAUGGCCUCCGCUGUCUCCAUCAUUCUCGUCGUCGUCCUCUCAAUGCUCAUCUUCCCUGACGUCUUCGUUGGAAUGUAUUUCGUUCUUGGAACCAUGUUCGUCGUUCUCGCUGUUCUUCUGUACAAUUCGGUUAAUGAAUAG